AUGGUUUCGGUGCGACGUGCGACGCCCGCUGACCUCUUGGCCAUGCAAUACUGUAACUUGCAAUGUCUCCCAGAGAACUACCAAAUCAAGUACUACAUGUACCACCUGCUGUCGUGGCCGCAUUUACUCUACGUCGCAGAGGACCUAGACGGGAGCAUUGUUGGGUAUGUUCUUGCCAAAAUGGAGGAAAGCCCCGGAUCCACGGACGCGGGCUCCAGUUCAAACACAGCAGCGACCUCUGGGGCUGUUAAACCGGUGCGUCAUGGUCACAUCACUUCGCUGGCGGUGCAACGGUCUCAUCGAAAACUCGGUAUCGCGAAACGAUUGAUGUGUAUCGCACAUCAGGCAAUGCGUGAGGAGUACAAUGCUGCCUAUGUAUCGUUACAUGUUCGGUUGAGCAACGUAGCUGCGCAGCACUUGUACCGAGACUCGUUAGGCUAUCAAAUCCAUACCACUGAGGUUCGUUACUAUGCGGAUGGUGAGGAUGCGUACGAUAUGCGGUUGUGGUUCUGUUCUGACUCGAUCCCGAAAGCAUGA
Molecule: messenger RNA, 537 nt
Organism: Cyanidioschyzon merolae strain 10D
Lineage: Eukaryota; Rhodophyta; Bangiophyceae; Cyanidiales; Cyanidiaceae
Product: similar to N-terminal acetyltransferase complex ARD1 subunit
Exons: 1
Coding region: 1-537 (178 amino acids)
Biological process (GO): N-terminal peptidyl-glutamic acid acetylation
Cellular component (GO): NatA complex
Molecular function (GO): protein-N-terminal-glutamate acetyltransferase activity; protein N-terminal-serine acetyltransferase activity
Source: RefSeq, a predicted model, not a curated record